AUGAUAAAGGAAAUAGUAAAAAGUAGGAUACUACAGAUGUCCAGUGAGUAUAGCAAGCCCGAGGUUUUGUUUCUUCUGGACUAUAAUCUCGGUGGAGGCAAGGAGCUCCGGUAUAAAGCAUAUGUCCACGUACUGAAAGCACUGAAUGGAGAGGUGAGCAUGGAGAACCUUAUUAUGGGAUAUUCUGUGGAGCUGCUACAGGCAGUGCUGUUGAUUGUAGAUGAUAUAAUGGACAAUUCGAAGAUAAGAAGGGGAAAGCCAUGUUACUAUCUCAAAAGAGGAAUGAAGACAGUUAAAGAUGCAUUUUUUCUUCUGGGAGCCAUAAGAAAGCUGCUAAGCGAAAAAAUGAAGAAACCCUAUUCGGAUUCAGUAUUUAAGACCUGUCUUGGGCAAACACAUGAUACUAUCAGAAAGACAAGAUCGGAGUACAGCCUCGAGACCUAUGUUGCCAUAGCAGAGAGCAAGACAGGAGCAUACACCUUUUAUCUGCCAGCAGUUCUCGGAUAUGUAGCUGCCAACAAGGCGGAACCUGCAUGUCUUUGGGAUUUUUGCAAUCUCGGAGCUUUGAUCUUCCAGAUGCAGGACGACUACCUGAAUUUUCUUCCGGAAAAGUCUAGCAAGUCCAUGAACGAUCUCGAAGAAAUGAAGUGUACCUGGUUUACCUCGAGGAUGUCACAGAUGGAUAACCCGGCAGUCGAGAAGUAUUUUUUGGAUGGCGCAGUAUGCUCCGAGCUGCUUACCAUAAUCAGAAGCCUUUUUGGAGAGUAUUCCUCUACUCUCGACAAGCUUUUGAAGAAGCUCCUCUCUAUGGUUGGAGAGGAUCAAAAGGAGGUAUUUAGAGUUUUUAUUUCGUUCCUUGAUGCAAGGAGAGAAAUUUGA
This is a messenger RNA of Encephalitozoon cuniculi GB-M1, 879 nucleotides long. Its product is annotated as bifunctional (2E,6E)-farnesyl diphosphate synthase/dimethylallyltranstransferase. Gene Ontology annotation, cellular component: cytoplasm. The record is from RefSeq and is marked provisional. Gene Ontology annotation, biological process: trans, trans-farnesyl diphosphate biosynthetic process. Gene Ontology annotation, molecular function: dimethylallyltranstransferase activity; (2E,6E)-farnesyl diphosphate synthase activity. Bases 1 to 879 code for a protein of 292 amino acids. The transcript has a single exon. Lineage: Eukaryota; Fungi; Microsporidia; Unikaryonidae.